This is a messenger RNA of Scedosporium apiospermum, 999 nucleotides long. RefSeq lists its product as uncharacterized. The record is from RefSeq and is a predicted model, not a curated record. Gene Ontology annotation, cellular component: cytoplasm. The transcript has 3 exons. Gene Ontology annotation, molecular function: 2-oxoglutarate-dependent dioxygenase activity. NCBI's taxonomy places the organism in Eukaryota, Fungi, Ascomycota, Sordariomycetes, Microascales, Microascaceae. The coding region runs from base 1 to 999 and encodes 332 amino acids.
AUGCCGUCUAAGCCGCUCUAUCCCGCCUAUCUUCCGACGCGCCCCGAUGGACCUAGCGUGCCCAUCGCAGUGCCGUUCUUCGAGGCUGACGAGCCAGCCCGCCGCGCGAAUCCGGCGAAACCGUCCCUGCUCAAGGCAGGGGUGACUGCAAUUAAUGUCACUCCACGCAUCGGGACCGAGAUCCGCGGCGUCCAAAUAAGUGAGCUAUCGAAGGAGGGUCUUGACGAGCUCGCUUUGCUGGCGGCGGAGAGGGGGGUGGUUGUGUUUAGAGACCAAGAUUUUGCCGAUAUUGGUUUCGAGCGACAGCUUGAAAUCGCGAGGCAUUAUGGUCCUCUUCACAAGCACCCUACCAUGGGAUUCCCCAAGGGUACCAGCUCUGAGUUCCACGUUGUCUAUGCUGAUGAGAACUCGGGAAACCUCCGAAGUCUUCUGGGGCCGCGCACAACCUACGACCUCUGGCACAUUGACCAGACAUUCACAGCCAACAUCCCCUCAACCACCUUUUUCUGGGUCCUCGAGAUUCCCGAAGCCGGUGGUGGCGACACGGCCUUCGCUUCCCUGACCGCUGCCUACGAGGCCCUCUCGCCCGCAUUCCGCGAGACGCUUCAUUCCCUGAAGCUGCGGCACACUUCCGCUUCUAUCGGCGAGGUCCGCCGCGUCGGCGCCGAGCGCGCAUACGCGGAAGCCAUCAAUGCGACGCACCCCCUCGUCAUCAAACACCCCGUCACGGGAAAGCCGUCCCUGUUUGUCAGCCCUACGAUCGCGCACGCGGUGGACGGUUUCUUGCCCGAGGAGUCGGAGGCCCUGCUAUCGUUUUUGAACAAUCACAUCCGGAGCCUGGACUUCGGUUGCCGGUUGAAAUGGGAGAAGGGCUCGGUCGUGAUCUGGGACCAGAGAUCGGUUGCCCAUACCGCUAUUCCAGAUUUCAAGGAUCAUGAGAGGAGGCAUAUGGUGCGGAUGAUCCCGUAUGGUGUUAAGCCGGAGCCGUAUUCUAAGUAG